AUGAUCGACUACAGUGCAAGUGGAGAAGCCGACGUAGGAAUCAGCACAGAUUGCAUCAGAGACGGCAAGUACGUGCCGGGAAGCAAAGUGGAAUACAAGUGCGACGAUCAUUAUAAUAUCAGGGGAUCGUCGGUCCGGAUCUGCACAGAGAGCGGAAAAUGGACUGGUCACAUCCCCUUCUGCGAUCCGGAAUGUGGGAAGAGGCUGUUGGUGACGGGGUUGUCGGCUGGGGGCAAGCCGUCGAGUCUCGGAGAAUGGCCAUGGCAGGCUGCCAUUUACGAUGUCGAUAAGAAACUCAUCGUUUGCGGAGGGGCUCUCAUUUGGAAGCAGUGGGUUCUCACGGCAGCUCAUUGUAUCGCAUAUGGUGGUUCCUCACGACCUCGGCCUCAGAAUGACUUCCGCGUUUAUUUGGGGAAACAUUAUCGGAAUGAUUCAUUGGACGAUAACUUCGUCCAGCAGAGAGAGGUAUCUGUGAUCGUUUCAUCCAAAGACUUCAGCAUUCAUAACUUCGACUCUGACAUCGCCCUACUGAAACUGACCGAGCCGGUCCAGUUGACGGACAGAGUGCAGUUGAUCUGCAUCCCGAAGAAUCUUCAGAUCACAGAGAACAACCUCAAGGAUGGAAACAUAGGAUCGGUGGCGGCUUGGGGUUUGAGCAGUUCGGAUGUCCUCAGCGAAGAAUUAACGAAAAUACAGAUCCCGGUGGUAGCAAAUAAUAUUUGUCGUCGGGAUCUCAUUUAUCUCCCUGGCAAUCCUGACACCUACCGCACUCUCACCGUCAAUCAAUUCUGUGCUGGGCAAAACAGGACUAUCUCUGAGACAGCUAUUCAUCUACACCNUCACCAUCUCGGCAAAAAGGAAUGCUCCAAGAGGCGGGGUGGCGAAUAUGGGAUUUUCACCAGGGUUCAUCGAUACGUCGAGUGGAUCGAGACGGUGAUCGGGUAAAGACUACGAUGGUCAUCUUUUCCUACUUCAGCCACAUCUGUAAUUCGUUCCGGACGGGCGAUGUGCAAAAGUCGGAAACAUUUUUUAAUGGAGAGAUACAACGGUG
This is a messenger RNA of Darwinula stevensoni, 1051 nucleotides long. Lineage: Eukaryota; Metazoa; Arthropoda; Ostracoda; Podocopida; Darwinulidae. The record is from the annotation of a GenBank genome assembly.